Molecule: messenger RNA, 290 nt
Organism: Diatraea saccharalis (sugarcane borer)
Lineage: Eukaryota; Metazoa; Arthropoda; Insecta; Lepidoptera; Crambidae
Source: the annotation of a GenBank genome assembly
AAUAGAAUCGACGGCUGCUAGCCAGUAUCAGUCUCAGUGUUCAGCUCGAGAGGAUAACAUAGACACACAAUGUUCGCUAAAUUGUUCAUCGUCUGCAUGUUGGCCGCGGUAGCGUUGUGUCGCGAGUACCCGGCCGGCGUUCACCCAGCGGUAUGCCCCAACUACCCGUACUGUGAUACGGGUAUGCUAGCACGGUUUACCCCCGAUGGACAACCAGUACCCGAAUGGGUAUACAACCCUAGCAUUCUACCAGUAGCACCUGUAGAGUAAGUACCUAUUAUUUUUUAGUU